GUUCGGAUUUUUAACACGGCAUUAGACUUCUAUACUGGCAUAAAUAAUAUGUGCUCUUUUUGAUUGAAGCUGUUAUACAUUGUUCUAUGCACUUUUGACAUUUCAAAAAAUUCGUCCUGCAAAUAAAUUCAAAGAUUUGAUUAUAUAUUUUUAUGUUAAAAAUAUUAAACUUAGUUCAAUAGAGAUGGAUAUCCAAGUGACGGAAGAAAAUUUAGUGGAAAUUUAUAAACAACUGGACGAAUCUGAGCUGAAUGUUAAUAAAAAAUUGGAACAAAUGCUUCAACGAUACUGUUACAUUGAAGCUAAACUCCAGAGCAUCAAAAAAAUUUUGCCUAAUGUUGUUAUAAUUCGUUCUGAGGGCGAAACCUUUCGAGAUACCAUUGAAAAAACAAAUAGGUUAGCUGAAACCGUCAGUGCCAAAGUCCGGAAAUUAGAUCUAGCAAGGAGUCGAGUUUGUGAGUGUCAGAGUAGAGUACAUGACAUUCUCGAUCUCCAAUUAUGUUCUGAAGGUGUAGCAACAGCAUUAAAAAAUGAAGAUUACGAGCAAGGUGCUGCUCAUGUUCGACGAUAUCUAUCGAUGGACCAAGAAUUAUUAGAACGAACGGCAGAUGAUGUCUCAGAAGAUCGUGUCACUAUUGCUGGUUCAUUAGCAACUUUAAAACAAGCUGCUUUUCAACUACGUACAGUAGUAGCUAAAAAAUUUGAUGAAGCUGUAAAGCAAGAAGAUUUGGCGUCAGUAGAAAGAUUUUUCAAAAUUUUUCCUCUGUUAGGAAUGCACGACGAAGGACUGAGUAAAUUCUGUUUAUAUUUGUGUACUAAACUUCAAGAAACUGCUCAUAAAAAUCUGCGAUCAGCUGUUGAAAUUAAAAGUAAUGAUGAAAGAGCAGCAGUUGUAUAUGCUGAUACUUUAACACUGUUAUUUGAAGGCAUUGCAAGAAUAAUUGAAGUUCAUCAACCAAUUAUUGAAACGUACUAUGGUCCAGGCAAGCUAUUAAAAAGUAUAAGUAUCUUACAGGAAGAAUGCGAUCGUCAAAUCAAAAGAAUUCUUUCAGAGUUUAUGAAAAAUAGAAACAUAGGCAAAAAAGUCCAAGCAAUUAAUGAAUACAGCCGUAAACAAAAUAUAGAUAAGAUGGAUCCUAAAUCUUUAGAUUUUUUGAUAGAAGAAUUAACUCUAAUGCAUUUACGUGCCGAACUAUAUAUUAGAUUUUUGAGGCGAAGAGUUGUGAAUGAUGUAAAUGUAGCUACAGCAGAAGAAAAUCAACGUUCACAACAAAUCAAAGAAUUCGAAUCUAUGAUUAAAAAUUCUGAAUUAUCACAUGCAAUGCAAGAAAUUUUAGGAGCUUAUUUAGCAUUUGAAAGAUACUUUUUGGAAGAGAGUGUGAAUAAAGCUUUGGGAAUGGACACUUUGGAACAGCAUCAGCAAACUUCUAGCAUGGUAGAUGAUGUAUUUUAUAUUGUGAAAAAAUGUAUUAGAAGAGCAAUAUCUAGUUGGAGUGUUGAUGGAGUUUGUGCUGUGGUGAAUAUGGCUUGUGGAAUUCUUGAGGGAGAUUUUUCAAAUCGACUAAAAUCUCGACUUCGUCAAGGAUAUCCAGCAGGAUAUUUAGAUCUUGCACAAGCAUAUAAUGCUUUACAAACUAGUAUUCAACAGGGCCGUCUUCAAACUUCAGAUACAGAAUAUGCUAGAUUAAUGUUUCUAGCUUAUUUAAAUAAUACCGAUGUUAGUAUUGAGUAUGUUGAGACUCUCAGCAAAAGUUUAGUAGCAGAAAUUGAUAAUGCAUUCCCUCAAAUGCAACAGAAGGAUAGAGAUAAGAUUGAUAGUUGUUUAGCGGGAAUGAAAGGUGUUACAAGCACACUAAGAUCAGUAAUUGAUUAUGGAAUGGAACAGUUGAGGUCAAGUGCAGUAAAACCGAGGAUCACUCCUUGGGUAGAUGCAUUCCUUUCGAUUAAUCAUCAACUGAACGAAGAUGAAUUACUAAGGUACGAAACAGAUGAACCAUUUGUACAAACUUUAGUCAUGAAUCUGGAAGGUUUAUUGCAAGCUUUUAAAGAUAGUUUAACAGCAUCCAAUUACGAUGCAUUAAUUGGAAUACUUACAUCAGAAAUGACAACACGCUUAGAAAAAGUUAUGCUAAAAUCAACAUUUAAUAGGGCUGGUGGACUCAUUUUAGACAAAGAAAUCAGGUCGUUAGCAGGUUAUUUAGCUGCUGCAACUUCUUGGUCAGUACGAGACAAGUUUGCGAGACUUAUGCAAAUUGCAACAAUUUUAAGUGUAGAAAAAGUUGAAGAGUUAGCUGAUUAUUGUGGUAGUGAUGCUAUCGCGUGGCGUUUAACUCCAGCAGAAGUGCGUAAAAUUGCAGCAUUAAGGACGGAUUUACGUCCUGAUGAUAUAAAAAGACUUAAAUUGUAAAAUACAUUCUAUAGAUAUAAGUACAAAUAUUUUUAUUGACCAUUCAGUGGUCUUUAACUAAAAUAAAAACCCUUAUAUCAACA
Chelonus insularis is the source of this 2490-nucleotide messenger RNA. It is a transcript of the gene Cog4, whose product is annotated as conserved oligomeric Golgi complex subunit 4. NCBI's taxonomy places the organism in Eukaryota, Metazoa, Arthropoda, Insecta, Hymenoptera, Braconidae. Gene Ontology annotation, cellular component: COG complex. The record is from RefSeq and is a predicted model, not a curated record. Bases 185 to 2407 code for a protein of 740 amino acids. Gene Ontology annotation, biological process: Golgi organization; retrograde vesicle-mediated transport, Golgi to endoplasmic reticulum. The transcript has 5 exons.